Molecule: messenger RNA, 2411 nt
Organism: Stegostoma tigrinum
Lineage: Eukaryota; Metazoa; Chordata; Chondrichthyes; Orectolobiformes; Stegostomatidae
Gene: tdp1
Product: tyrosyl-DNA phosphodiesterase 1
Exons: 16
Coding region: 319-2235 (638 amino acids)
Biological process (GO): double-strand break repair; single strand break repair
Cellular component (GO): nucleus
Molecular function (GO): single-stranded DNA binding; 3'-tyrosyl-DNA phosphodiesterase activity; double-stranded DNA binding
Source: RefSeq, a predicted model, not a curated record
UUGAGAAGGGGGCUGUAUUGGGGCUUGAACGUGGGAACUCGAGAAUACCAGCAAGUGUGCUGGAUCUUCCAGAGCAAGAAGUUAAAACAGCUCAAUUCUCCAAAAACAAAUUCAGAUGAGAGUAUAAUAAAAUGUGAGGCUGGAUGAACACAGCAGGCCAAGCAGCCCCCAUUAUCUCAGAUGAGAGUAGCCGCGAUUCUCAUUGUUAACGGGAUAAGGGUUGCCGUAGGCACUCAGGACAAAUAGGAAAGUGAAAGAGGGCGAUAGGACCUGUGCGAGACGGUAGGAAGGGCUCGAGGGCUGCGUUCGAAAGAAGACAUGUCUGGUGGAGUGAGCAAAGUACAGAGUCAGCAUGGGAGGUGGACAGUGUCAAGCAGUGAUGAUGAAGAUGCUGAGCCUGCCCAGGCAACAGGAAGGCCCCUCCCACUCUCACUCUCUGUCAGGAAAGACUGUGUGUCAGACUCAGAUGAGACAGUGGUGGAUGAGGGAGAGUUGGAGGCGCCUCACUCUGGCCAGGGGAAUGCUGCUUCCAGCAGUGGAGCUUCAGAAUUCACUCAUUCCAGGCUACAAACAUCCACGGCUGGCAAAACAAGGCAGGAAUGUUCUGUGACCCCUGCCCAGCGCCCCUCCCCUGCCCUCAAACGGUCCAGACCAUCAUCCGAAUCAGGCUGGGGUGUCUCCAGCAGCGACGAGGAGUCUGACGUCAAAGCAAGAGAAUGGCAGAUCAAGGAGGAGCCAGUCGACCAGGUGAGCCCUGGUCAGAGGGAGAAAAAACCACGCCGGGAUGGGACAGACUAUCCUUCUCCCUCAGUCAGUUCAGAAGUGACUUGGCGAUCCAAACUGGAGAGUAGCUCUGAGCCCUUAGACAAGUGGGAUGUGCUGGAAAAAGCCAAGCAUUUCAGCUUUUAUCUGACCAAAGUCUCAGGCAUCCCAGCCAAGUCUAACUGUGGAGCCCUUCAUAUAAAAGAUAUUUUAUCUCCGCUCUUCGGGACGAUUAAGACAUCAGCUCAGUUUAAUUACUGCAUUGACAUUCCUUGGUUGGUUAAGCAAUACCCCGAAGAAUUCAGGUCAAAGCCUUUACUGAUUGUUCAUGGAGAGCAGCGUCAGUCUAAAGCAGAACUGCAUGAGGAUGCACAUCCUUAUCCCAACAUCCGUCUCUGCCAGGCCAAGUUGGAGAUCGCCUACGGGACUCAUCAUACGAAAAUGAUGUUACUCCUGUACGAAGAGGGUUUUCGAGUCGUGAUUCACACAUCUAACUUGAUUCAUGAUGACUGGCAUCAAAAGACACAAGGGAUAUGGCUGAGCCCUCUGUAUCCCCGGUUACCAGAAGGAAGUUCUGAAACAGCGGGUGAAUCCAUGACCAACUUCAAACGCGAUUUGAUUGAUUACCUGGCAGCUUACCGGUCCUCUGGGCUCGGGGAGUGGAUCACUCAUGUCAAGCAGCACGAUUUAUCGGAAACUAGAGUUUAUCUCAUUGGCUCCACUCCUGGCCGUCACCAAGGUAACGAGAAACAAAAAUGGGGUCACUUAAAACUCGGCAAGAUCUUGAGUAACUGUGCAUCACCUGUGGUAAACCAUGAGGCAUGGCCCCUCAUUGGUCAGUUUUCCAGCAUUGGCUCCUUGGGAGCUGACGAAACAAAAUGGCUGUGUUCAGAAUUUAAGGAGAGCCUCACGAUGCUUGGUAAAAGCCAGGUCAGCCGGCAGGUGCCUCUUCAUUUGGUUUAUCCGACCGUUGAGAAUGUCAGAACAAGUUUAGAGGGUUACCCAGCUGGGGGCUCCCUACCGUAUGCCAUUGCGACUGCACAGAAGCAACCCUGGCUGUCUUCAUUCUUGUGUCGAUGGUCCGCUGACAUCACAGGCCGAAGCCGUGCCAUGCCCCACAUCAAAACGUAUAUGAGGGCAUCCCCGGACUUUGGAGAGCUCGCAUGGUUUGUCGUCACAAGUGCUAAUCUGUCGAAGGCUGCCUGGGGAACUCUAGAGAAGAAUGGCUUUCAGCUGAUGAUCCGCUCAUAUGAGCUGGGAGUUCUGUACCUGCCCAAGGCCUUUGGGAUUGAAACUGGCCGAUUUUCAGUGUGCCAACAUCAAUUACCAGACAGUAAGAUGUCAGAGAUGUCGUUCCCUGUCCCGUAUGACCUUCCUCCAGAACACUACGGUAACAGAGAUCGGCCAUGGAUCUGGAACAUUCCAUAUCUACAUGCCCCUGACACCAAUGGAAAUGUCUGGGCCCCUUCCUAACUCCUGGCCUCUUGCUGCCAGGUUUAUGAAUUGUUUCCCAGAGGGAAGGACUGAUGAGCUGCAUUUUGAAAGCAGGCCUGCAGUUUAUAUACCCAUUCGCUGAGUAUUUCGGCAUUUGGUCUUUCUAACAUUGAUCGUACGUGUGUUUUUUUUCGUAGAAUAAAACUUUUCAAUUA